Molecule: messenger RNA, 1275 nt
Organism: Naumovozyma dairenensis CBS 421
Lineage: Eukaryota; Fungi; Ascomycota; Saccharomycetes; Saccharomycetales; Saccharomycetaceae
Gene: MNN11
Product: alpha-1,6-mannosyltransferase
Exons: 1
Coding region: 1-1275 (424 amino acids)
Biological process (GO): protein N-linked glycosylation
Cellular component (GO): mannan polymerase complex; Golgi membrane
Molecular function (GO): alpha-1,6-mannosyltransferase activity
Source: RefSeq, a predicted model, not a curated record
AUGGUCUUUAAGCCCAAAUCAAACGUGAAAAAUCAAACUUUCAACAAUGAUUCAAGUGCUUCAUCUUGGUUCUUAGGUUUAUCAAAUUCUGUACCACGAAAUAAUAAAAUAUGGUUAAACAUUAAGAGGAAAUUUAAUGUCAAGAUCCUUUCUUUAAUCACAACAUUCAUAUUGACACUAUACAUUUUUUCAAAAUUGUUUUAUCCUUCUUCAAUAUCAUCACGUUCAUCACAUACUCCAGAACAUGGAUUGUAUAUACAUGAAUUACCUGCUUCAAGUCGUUUAAUUUUCCCUCAUGUGGAACAUGCCCCCGUAUUAAAAGAGGUUGGUAUCAAUAGUCUCUAUAUCCAAAGACAUGAAAUGGAUGGUACCAAAAAAUUUGUAUUAAAACCAGAUGAUAAACCAUUAACAGAUGAUGAAAAGAAAAAGACAAAUGAUCAAGUUCUUCUAGUGAAAAAAUCAUUCUUAGAUCAUGGGAAAUUAGUAUACCGUAAGAAUUCAGCUGAACCAGAAAUUGUCAUUGUAACAUUAAUUGAUUUCGAAAAUUAUGAAUUAGAAUCUAUAGUGAAGAUUGUUCAAAAUAGAGUAGAUUAUGCUCAAAAACAUAAAUAUGGUGUUUACAUUCGUUGGGCUCAAGAAUUUUUACCCCUAGUGGAAAAUCAAAACGUUUUAGAAAGUUAUGAUAAAUUUAAACCAAUUGUAAUGAGAGCUGCUAUGCAUGCAUUCCCUAGAGCUAAAUAUAUUUUCUAUGUGGAUAAAGAUUCUUUAAUUAUGAAUCUAGAUCUUUCAUUGCAAAGAAAUUUGUUGGAACCCUCUGUUUUAGACUUGGGAUUAUUGAAAAAUGUUCCUGUCAUUCCACAAUCGAAUAUUAGAACUUAUAAUCACUUCAAUCCAGAAGAUGCAAGUAUUAUUAUACCACAAAGUUCUGACGGUGUCCUGGAUUCAAGUUCCUUUAUAAUAGCAAAUGAUCAAUUUGGGAAAGUAUUUUUGGAAUAUUUAAAUAAUCCACUUAUAGUUAAUUUCGAUUGGGCAAAUUUACAUGCUGCAAUGGGUCACGUUCUUCAAUGGCAUCCAACGCUUUUGAAAAAAACUGGACUUGUCAUACCAAAAUUAUUAGCCAGUCAAUAUGAUUCUACUAGAAGUAUUGAUAAAGCAUCCUCAGAUUCAUACCAUUAUACAACUGGAGAUUUAAUAGCUUCAUUGAAAGGUUGUAAAGAAAGAAAUAGUUGUGCAAGAGAUAUUGACACAUUAUACUCCAAAAUCAAAAAGAGGUAG